UUUCUGGCAUGGAGGUACAUCUUAAGAUAUAUUACUAACUAACCAGUUUAGGACUCUGAAAUAAGCUUAAGUAAAUAACUACAUAAAGGAAUAAAGCAAUACUCAGUUGGUAGUUAUAAUUUCAACUCUAAAUAUUUCUUUGUCUCCUUUCUUCUGUUCACAGAUGACACAGCUGAUGAUCAGGAAGAAUCAGACAAUGGUGACUGAGUUCUUCUUUGCCAUAUUCCCAAAACUACACGAAGGUGGUCUCUCAUUCUUUAUUCCCUUGCUUCUUAUCUAUGGAUUUAUUGUAACUGGAAACCUAAUGAUAUUUAUUGUCAUCCAGGUGGACAUGGCCCUGCACACCCCUAUGUAUUUCUUUAUUAGUGUUCUCUCCUUCCUGGAGAUCUGGUAUACCACAACCACCAUCCCCAAGAUGCUUUCCAGCCUAGUCAGUGAGCAAAAGACCAUCUCCUUGACUGGUUGCCUUAUGCAGAUGUACUUCUUCCACUCACUUGGUAUCACAGAAGGCUGUGUCCUUACAGCAAUGGCUAUUGACAGGUACAUAGCUAUCUGUAAUCCUCUCCGUUACCCGACCAUAAUGACUCCCAAACUUUGCAUCCAGCUGACAGCUGGAUCCUGUCUUUGUGGCUUCCUUCUUGUGCUUCCUGAGAUCACAUGGAUUGCCACUCUUCCAUUCUGUGGCUCGAACCAUAUUCACCAGAUAUUCUGUGACUUCACACCUGUGCUGAGCUUGGCCUGCACAGAUACAUCCCUAGUGGUCAUUGUGGAUGGCAUCCAUGCAGUUGAGAUCCUGGCUUCCUUCCUGAUCAUCGCCCUAUCCUAUAUCCGGAUCAUCAUGGUGAUUCUGGGGAUGCCCUCGGCUGAGGGUCGUUACAAGGCCUUUUCCACCUGUGCUUCCCACCUUGCUGUGUUUUUGCUAUUUUUUGGCAGUGUGGCUGUCAUGUAUUUGCGAUUCUCAGUCACCUACUCAGUGUUUUGGGACACAGCAAUUGCUGUCACUUUUGUUAUCCUUGCUCCCUUUCUCAACCCUAUCAUCUAUAGCCUGAGGAACAAGGACAUGAAAGAUGCUAUUGGAAGACUUUUCCACUAUCAGAAGAGGUUUGAUGGGGCUGGGAGGUAGAACAAGAUCCUGGAGAUUCUGAGAAGCCUCU
Messenger RNA from Carlito syrichta (Philippine tarsier), 1154 nucleotides. Its product is annotated as olfactory receptor 6K6. Gene Ontology annotation, molecular function: G protein-coupled receptor activity; olfactory receptor activity. Gene Ontology annotation, cellular component: membrane. Bases 164 to 1123 code for a protein of 319 amino acids. Gene Ontology annotation, biological process: G protein-coupled receptor signaling pathway. The record is from RefSeq and is a predicted model, not a curated record. Lineage: Eukaryota; Metazoa; Chordata; Mammalia; Primates; Tarsiidae. The transcript has a single exon.